Molecule: messenger RNA, 2787 nt
Organism: Glarea lozoyensis ATCC 20868
Lineage: Eukaryota; Fungi; Ascomycota; Leotiomycetes; Helotiales; Helotiaceae
Product: FAD/NAD(P)-binding protein
Exons: 5
Coding region: 1-2787 (928 amino acids)
Biological process (GO): positive regulation of transcription by RNA polymerase II; DNA-templated transcription
Molecular function (GO): FAD binding; DNA-binding transcription factor activity, RNA polymerase II-specific; sequence-specific DNA binding
Source: RefSeq, a predicted model, not a curated record
AUGUCAAUCCUUUUACUCACUACGCACUUACUACUUCGUGUACCACCUAGCACUGAAGUCAUGGACCAAAGAAUUCUCGAUGUUAUUGUUGUUGGUGGCUCUUUAGCUGGCCUUAUGAGUGCCCUGGUCCUCAAAGGCUUAGGUCAUAGAGUCCGCGUCCUCGAACGAUCGGGGCCUGCAAUCUUGCAGAGUGAAGCAGCUGGGAUACGAGCUGGUCCGGACGUUCAAACUAUCAUUGACCGAUAUGUCAAGGGCCACGAGUCUUAUGCGAUUACCGCUCGCAAAGUUGAGAUUGUUGAUAAGGAGGGCAAUGUUGUGAUGACAUUUCCACCUCAAGAAGCUGCGUACAUGACGACUUGGAGCACACUUUAUCAGAUGUUCAAGAACAGUUUUGCAGGAGUUGAGCCAAGUGAGGAUGUCAGAUACGAAACGGGAAAAAAUGUUGAUGAACUUGAAUACGAUGGGAAAAAGAUGAUUGUGAAAUUCCAUGAUAUUGAGGGUCGUAGGACCGAGACAACAGCAGACCUGGUUAUUGCAGCCGAUGGUUCUAAUUCAACAAUCAGGCGGAAGCUAUUACCUGAAGUGGCGCCUGAAUAUGCUGGAUACGUUACCUGGCGAGGUACCAUACCAGAAGAUCAAGUGUCGAAAGAGACGAGAAAUGCACUGUCUAAUGAUAUUGUAUUGUUGAGGACAGAAGAUGGCUACAUUAUUUCAGCUGUGAACGGUGCAGACAGAGGAAACAGAAAUGCCACGGCUUUCCGGUUUGCGCUAACUGCGCGAGUGCCAAUGAGUGGUCCGAAUCAAGCCCUCCUCGAGCGGAUAUCUUUUCUCGAAGCGCAACUCGCUGCAUACACGGAUAACCCCCCGGUUGCUGUUAAGCCUCAGCUCAAUUCUCAACCAGCUCUGGACCCGAGUCUAGUAGGCUCGCCCAUCUCUGCGGAGAAGGAACAGAAAAACCAUAACUUUGCCGACAUUGUUGGAUUCAUCAGUCUGGGCGGAGAUGGCGCCUAUGUUGGCUCAUCCAGUGGCUUCUCUCUGGCGAAGAACCUGGGGCAAAUGGUACAAGCUACGGUUUGGAACAAGGCGCUCGCAUCGAAUGUCUCUUCAAGCCAGCCUAAAGCAAUGACAAUUGCGGAUCUGAAAAGAAAUAGUGCUGGGCCACCGAAUGACAAAAUGGGAGACAGAAUCCUGGAUACCUAUUUUACUCGGGUACAUCUUCGUUACCCCUUUCUGGACAGGUCUGAGAUCAGGGAACGACAUGCGGGCCGAUUUCAGCAGAACAAUUCAUCACCACAAGACCAGUAUGCAACCUUCAAGAUGUACAUGAUCUACGCAAUCGGCGCGACGAUGCUUAAGCUUACAGAGCAGUAUGACUAUACGGCUCCUGAGAAUUUCUUCAUGACGGCCUUGCAAUAUAUCUCGGCUGCGCGAGAAUCCCAUUCUGUGCACAACAUCGAGGCCAUGACACUUCUCGUAUUGUACAAUUUGCGAUCACCUUCCAAUUCUGGCAUCUGGUACAUGAUUGGAUUGGCAAUUCGUACCUGUAUCGAUUUAGGGUUACAUCGGGAAGCCUAUUAUGGGCAUCUAACGCCAUAUGAGGGCCAACUGAGGAGAAGGCUCUUCUGGACUGUGUACUUCCUUGAGCGCGUCAUUGCUGUUUCUUUGGGUCGACCAUACAGUAUUGCGGAUCGCGAUAUUGAUGUUGCAAUGCCUUUGGAAAUAGAUGACACUGUUCGAGAUGAUGGCUUGAUCGCACGUACCUUGGCAGUCUCUCCUUCACCGACGUUCCAGAAGUCUCGGCCAUCUUCUAAUAUCACGCUUGCUAUACAAUGUUUCCGCCUGAAAAGGCUAGAAUCACAUAUUCAAGGUACAAUAUACCGCGUCGACAAACCGAUAUCAAGUCUAAUCUGCAAAAUAAACCCGAUAUUGAAAAUGCUAGAGGAUUGGCAUCGAGCGCUUCCACCGUCGUCUCCAUAUGAAACAGACUACUUGGGAAUGCAUUAUUACAAGGCAGUAAGAUUACUUUUGCAGCCAUUCUUGACAAUAUUGCCACCGUCCGAUAGACGAAUUGCACUUUGCCUUUUAGCAUCAGGUCAGCUGUGCCAGAUUUUCAAACGGCUUCACCAGAGAGACAGUUAUGGGCAUUCAUUCAUUGCCCUCCAUUCAGUCUUCAUAGCGGGGGUUACAAUGUGCUAUUGCCUUUUCACAUCCCCUAACCUCUGGACAUUCACAGUCUCAAACGACCUCCGCGCUUGCUCGAGUGCGCUCUUCGUAAUGGCCGAACGCACACCAGUCGUCAAAAAGUACCGCGACGCUCUAGAAAACGUAAUUGGCGCGACGAUGGAAUUUCUCGCUCAAGCCCCUCAGCCUAAGACACCGACAGCAAAAGACGGCGAAGCACCAGCAGCAAUCACAACCGAAACUCCGUCCACGCACGACCUACCAAACUCCCUCACAUCAUUCUCUCCUGGCUUCCCGGGCAGCGCUCCAGAAUCAUACGUGCGCUCAUCACCCAAACCACCAGACCCGAAAUCGAAAACUUUUACGGAUCCCGGUCUCGGAGUAGAGGAGCUGUAUGAUCCUAUAGGCAGAUCACCUGACCCAGACGACCUUGGUUAUAUGCCCGAGAAGCAUACGUCUCCUGGGUCGACUGGUAGAUGGGAAGGGCGACAUGGAGAACUGGGACAGAUGGAUGCGGAAUGGUUGUUGAGUUUGUGUGAGGGCGACGGUUUUAACUUGCAGAUGUUGAAUGAGAUGAUGAGGUUUGAACCUAGUUUGGGCGCUUGA